Hydatigera taeniaeformis is the source of this 159-nucleotide messenger RNA. Lineage: Eukaryota; Metazoa; Platyhelminthes; Cestoda; Cyclophyllidea; Taeniidae. The record is from the annotation of a GenBank genome assembly.
AAGGAGGAGAAGGAGGAGAAGGAGGAGGAGGAAGAGGAGGGGGAGGAGGAGGAGGAGGAGGAGGACGAGAAGGAGGAGAAGGAGGAGAAGGAGGAGGAGGAGGAGGAGGAGGAGGAAACUUCUAUUGUAUUACCCUUGAAAAGUCUUCUAAUCGUAUGA